CCGCCAACUUGCUGCCCGUACCCGCACUCCACAAAUCCCCAGCGCGAAUGGCAGCCCGCCCGCCUGCCUGCCCCCCUUGACUGAUCGAGGCAGGGCUGGGGGGAGGGAUCCAGGACGAGAAACCCCGCUCCGUCGAGAAAAUAACGAUCCAUGCGGUCCGAGUCUCGUCUCGAAGCAGUGGAUGUGCAUCAUCGCCUAGACUCGAUCCAGCAAGUCGAUUGGUAUCCUGGCUGCUCGUUUCGCGUAUCUAUCUCUGCAUCCCAUGUGACACGCCAGGACGCCCAGGAAUGUUCUCAAUGUCUCUUGCUGAGGAUCUUUGUCGAUCUGACUGCACAACAACACCGCAGUUGUGCUCGUCGCGCUUCUCCGGCCGUCCCGGGGCCGGGGUCAUCUGACAGCAGAAACCCUUUUCUGGGCACGGCAUUGCAUGCCAGGAAACUAAAGCAGGCUCCAGGACACGGCAUCGCAAUGGCAACAAUGAGCCGCGUAAUUGUGCCAGACGCACCAGCCAGCCCUCAUUACGCAACUCUUACGUCGCAGCCGUCCGGUGCCUCGCCUAGUGCCAGCCCGCCGUCUACUCCCACGUCCAGAGAGGCUGGCCGUGGGGUGCUGUUGAAUUUGGGGCAGGUCUGUUUUACCCUGCCAUGCCCUGAGGUCUUAGAGGUUGGUUGCCUUGCAUUGCAUGUGGCAGAGUUCCCACCAUCAUGGAACAUGCCCAACUGCCACACGCCCUAUUGGCCCGGAAAGCCCUCCAGCUGCGUCCGGCGACUUAUCUUCGCAGCCAGAUACCCGGACCCGGACCAGGGUGCAUUUCUGGAUGAUGCGAGCCCAGGCCAAGCAUACUGGGAGGCUGAUGGCCGCUGUGAUGUGGUGUUCCGAUUGGUGUCUGGAGCCUAACAAUGUCACCGCCGCUGCCCCUCAGUGCAGCACAACGCGAUCAUCUGACCUAGCAGACAGCAGACAAGAGAUCAAGUUUGUUGAGAGAAAAUCUCUUUAAUGCGCGUGAGGAAAUGCCAUCAGGGUGUUAGCUUGCAUGCUUCGUUUGUCCCC
Messenger RNA from Microdochium trichocladiopsis, 1050 nucleotides. RefSeq lists its product as uncharacterized. The record is from RefSeq and is a predicted model, not a curated record. NCBI's taxonomy places the organism in Eukaryota, Fungi, Ascomycota, Sordariomycetes, Xylariales, Microdochiaceae. The transcript has a single exon. The coding region runs from base 151 to 897 and encodes 248 amino acids.